UUCACCACCGCAGCAGCAGCACCAGCAGCGGGACCAGCGAGCAACCAUGUGGAAGGCAUUGAUCUCCUCCGUCCUCUUCUUCGCCGUCAUGGCAAAUGCCGGUAAUCUCCCUGGUGGAUACGGUGGCGCAGCCUUCGGCGGCCUCGGAGCAGUCGGCGUCGGGUUCGGAGGCGGCUACGCCGGACGUGGCUACCUCGCUGGCGGCGGUGGCGGUUACUAUGGCGGAGGUUACAGAGCCUACGAAGACAACAGGCCGAAGCCGUACAGUUUCGGCUACGUCGCUCAGGCGGUAGGCGGUUCCAGCUCUCGCCAGGAGGUAGGCGAUGGCAACGGUGCUGUCCAGGGAGUGUACACCAUCACCACGGCGGAAGGCGGCCAGCGCAAGGUCAAGUACACGGCCGACGCUGCAGGCUUCCGCGCCGUGGUCGACACCAACGAGCCCGGCACGCAGAGCGAGAGCCCCGCCGACGUCGCCCUGAGGUCGUCCUCCCCGCCGGCCUACCUGCUCGCCGCCAAGUACGGCCCGAGUGGUUCGUCGAACGCCGGCGUCAGGCCGCGAGCUGUGUACGGCGGAGCCGGAGCCCUGUACGGAGGGGGCGCUGCGGGAUACGGUGCCGCUGGUCUUUACGGAGGUCUCGGAGGCCGAGGCGUCGGAGUGUACGCCGGUGGAGCCGGCGGCGGGCUGCUCGGAAAGCACGGCGGCUGGCACUAG
Rhipicephalus sanguineus (brown dog tick) is the source of this 712-nucleotide messenger RNA. Its product is annotated as adult-specific rigid cuticular protein 15.7. Gene Ontology annotation, molecular function: structural constituent of chitin-based larval cuticle. The record is from RefSeq and is a predicted model, not a curated record. The transcript has 3 exons. Bases 47 to 712 code for a protein of 221 amino acids. NCBI's taxonomy places the organism in Eukaryota, Metazoa, Arthropoda, Arachnida, Ixodida, Ixodidae. Gene Ontology annotation, cellular component: chitin-based extracellular matrix.